Syngnathus typhle (broad-nosed pipefish) is the source of this 2423-nucleotide messenger RNA. Its product is annotated as long-chain-fatty-acid--CoA ligase ACSBG2-like. Gene Ontology annotation, cellular component: endoplasmic reticulum; membrane. The transcript has 15 exons. Gene Ontology annotation, molecular function: long-chain fatty acid-CoA ligase activity. The record is from RefSeq and is a predicted model, not a curated record. Bases 31 to 2184 code for a protein of 717 amino acids. NCBI's taxonomy places the organism in Eukaryota, Metazoa, Chordata, Actinopteri, Syngnathiformes, Syngnathidae.
GUGACUCCCUGCAGGAGCUUUGAACACAACAUGGCCGAGGCGGUGAUGUCAAACGGGCUCACGGGCUUGGAUGGACACCAUCUGGACAGGAUCGCAGAGCCCUCCGCUCUCACCGUCGAGUCCACCAGGAAGGAAACCCACAGGAGUGGAGCCUCAGCUGGAGCAACGCAACAGGCACAAGCAGAGCCCACCGCCAUCCCGCUGAAGCCCCAGGUGCUCGCCCCCGCCAGCCUGGCCCCGGCCGAGCAGCUGUGGACCACCAGCAAGCAGGGGGCGGUCCGCUUGCGGAUGGAGGAGUCGGGACCGGCCGCCGACAUCCCUGUCACAGUGCACCAGAUGUUCCUGGGGACGGUGGAGGCUUUCGGGGACCACCCGGCCUUGGCGUCCAAGAAGGACGGACAGUGGGAGACGCUCACGUGGAGGCAGUACUACCAGCAGUGCAGGACGGCGGCAAAGAGCUUCAUGAAGCUCGGCCUGGAGCGCUACCACGGGGUGGGCAUCCUGGGCUUCAACGCCCCCGAGUGGUUCAUCGCCAAUGUGGGCUGCAUCUUGGCCGGGGGUUUGGCAACAGGCAUUUACACCACCAACAUACCCGCGGCCUGUUGGGAAGUGGCCAGCACCAUCAUGGCGAACAUUAUUGUGGUGGAGAACCAGCAACAGCUGGACAAAAUCCUGCAGGUGAAAGAUGAUCUGCCACAUCUCAAAGCCAUUGUCCAGUACAAAGGAGAACUGAAGCAGAGGCUCCCCUCCCUUUACACAUGGGCGGAGUUCAUGAGGCUGGGUGAGGAUGUCCCCGAAAAAGACCUGAACGAUUCCAUCAACAGCCUCCGUGUCAACGAAUGCUGCACUCUCAUCUUCACGUCAGGAUCCACCGGACCCCCGAAAGGUGUCAUGCUGAGCCACGACAACGUGACCUGGACGGUCCAAAGAGCAGGAGACUUGGUGGGCCUGCGCUACGGCGAGGAGUCAGUGGUCAGCUACUUGCCUCUCAGCCACGUGGCGGCUCAGCUCAAUGACAUGUACAUCACCAUGAGGUUCGCAGCCACCACGUAUUUCGCCGAGCCCGAUGCCCUCAAGGGAUCCUUGGGAACCACGUUGAAGGAGGUCAAGCCCACCGCAUUCCUAGGUGUCCCUCGCGUUUGGGAGAAGAUACAGGAGAAAAUGCAAGAGGCCGGCGCUAAGGCGAGCCCGUUCAAGAAGAGCGUGGCCGACUGGGCCAAGGCCAUCGGACUCAUGUACAACUACAGCGCCAUGCACGGGGAAAAGCGCGUGCCAUGGGGCUUCACCUUGGCUAACCAGCUGGUGUUCAAGAAGGUCCGAGCGGCGCUGGGCCUGGAGCGCUGCCGGAUCUUGUUAACUGGGUCGGCCCCCAUCUCCAAGGAGACCCUGGAGUACUUCAUGAGCCUCAACAUGCCCCUCUUGGAACUGUACGGCAUGAGCGAGAGCUCCGGCCCGCACACUGUCUCCACUAACGAUGACUUUCACAUCAACAGCUGCGGGAAGGUGAUGCCAGGCUGCAAGGUGAAGCUGGACAACCAGGACUCGGAAGGCAACGGGGAGGUCUGCUUCUGGGGGCGCAACGUCUUCAUGGGCUACCUCAACAAGGACGACAAGACCAAAGAGGCGCUAGACCAGGACGGUUGGCUGCACUCCGGAGACAUUGGAAGGUUCCAGCGAAACUUCCUUUUCAUCACUGGAAGGAUUAAAGAGAUCAUUAUUACCGCUGGCGGCGAGAAUGUGGCUCCAGUCCCCAUCGAGAAUGUGGUGAAGGCAGAGGUGGCCAUCAUCAGCAACGCAAUGCUAAUCGGAGACAGGAAGAAGUUCCUCACCAUGCUCAUCACGCUCAAAUGCGUCGUGGACCAAGAGGGCAACCCCACAGAGCAGCUGAGCCAAGAGGCCAUCAACUUCUGCCGCAAUCUUGGCGUAGGCGCUACCAGGGUGUCGGAGAUCAUUGAUAACAAGGAGCCUGGCGUCUACAAAUCCAUUCAGGAGGGCAUAGAGCGAUACAACGCCAAUGCCGUCGCCAGAGCGCAGAAGGUACAGAAGUUUGUCAUCCUGCCAAGAGACUUCUCCAUCGCGGGAGGAGAGCUUGGGCCCACCAUGAAAGUGCGGAGGCCAAUCGUCGUCCAAAUGUACCAAGACAAAAUCGAUGAGAUGUACACUGAGCAGACGCAAACAAAAUAAACCAUGAAGAUGGAUGAUAUUUAUACUUUAAUGCACCUUUACCUUGUAAAUAAAAGAUCCCAGUCAUGGCCAAAGCUUGCCAUAUUGAUCCCCACGUGAGUACCUAACACUUAAGUGCAAUAUCAUUAAUUUUGUAUUGCAAUUGUUUCGUCAUUAAACAGGAUUGGCUGAUGAAUUGAGACAUCAUUAAAAGAUGUCUAUUGUCAAUUUAUGGUAAGAAUAAAAUUACAAUAUUUGAA